This is a messenger RNA of Notodromas monacha, 717 nucleotides long. NCBI's taxonomy places the organism in Eukaryota, Metazoa, Arthropoda, Ostracoda, Podocopida, Cyprididae. The record is from the annotation of a GenBank genome assembly.
UCCACGGAAAAAAAUAUUAGGAUUUUUUGGCGAAAUGCCUGCAAAAGUGGUUGAGCCACAGUCUGAGGUCGCCUUGUCAUCAGCAGAAUGUCACACAACUUCGACAGAAAGCACGCCGAUUUCCGUUGACGCAAGUAGAGUGGAGCAGAUUUCCAUCUGUGAUGCUCCAAGAAUGGAUGCAGGAACAAUUGAAGAUGUUAUCACAUGGAUGGGAUACGGAAAGCAGCGACGCUCCAAGGCUUUUGCAUUCACUACUACAAAUCAUGAUUCCAAGUCUGCUACCGAGAUGUCGCUGUUGCACCACAAAAGCAAACGACGCUCUUCCGCAACAGCGACGGCAGUAACCGUAGCAACGAUAAGCAAUGACAAUAACAGUGACGCCAGAGCAUUCCAAAUGCUACUCAACUUCUUUGACAAAAAACUGACGAAUGCUCUGCAACAGAGAACAUUUCCCAUCCAUAAAUCCGAUAAAACAAAGGCCUCAUUGGAAUUGGCAAAGUCCACGUCGAAGAGCAUCAAUUCCGUAUCGAACCCGAAUUACUCCCUUUGGUUCGCCUGUUUUCUCGCAUUCUUGAUUUCAGCUUCUGUUUUUCAUGUGCUUUUCAUCGCCGACAUUCCUCCGAGUUAUUGUCGCAGUCCGUGGCAUUAUUACUUGAAUCCCGACUGCUUCUCUUAUACUUGAAAGAAAUUAAAUGUGACAAGGAAUUAUUGAAAAUA